Wasmannia auropunctata (little fire ant) is the source of this 770-nucleotide messenger RNA. RefSeq lists its product as uncharacterized. The transcript has 3 exons. The record is from RefSeq and is a predicted model, not a curated record. The coding region runs from base 147 to 551 and encodes 134 amino acids. Lineage: Eukaryota; Metazoa; Arthropoda; Insecta; Hymenoptera; Formicidae.
ACGAAUUAAAUACUAUAUAAUAAUUUGUCUACAAUAUUGAAUAUACAGCUUACCGGUAGUAUAGAAUUUAAAAAAUAAAUAAACACACAACUCCCAUUUAGAAAGAUAAAAAGUAUUAUUAUGAAUUAUAUUAAUUUUUAAAAUAAAUGUUACCUUCUAAUAUUCCAUCUAUUCCAUUGAAGACACAGGAAGACUUUCAAAAAAUGGAAAUAUUUUUGACAACUCGAGUCAAUUAUGAAGCUGUGCGAGAUCUACUUUAUUCAAAAUGUACAAGUGCUUUGGGAACAUUAUCUGUUUCUUCAGAACGCAGUGUCACAGGAAACGUUUUGUCUAAAUUAAUCUCAAACGGUCUUGCUAAAAAAAUUAGCUGGAGUGGAUCAGAAGACAAAACAAAGUUUUCAGACACAAAACUUUGUGAAGUUGUAUUUGGUGCAGUCAAGCUACGAUUUUCCAACAGCUUUUUAAUUGAAACUAAAGCUAAAAUUAAGCGUUGGUUUCAAACAGCUAAUGGACGGAAAGAAAACAAUGAUGUGAAUGAUUCUGAUACCUAAAAUAUAUAAUAGGCAUCAAAAUCAUUCACACAACUAAUGCAUAAAAAUAAGCAAUAGGGACCAAGCAAUAGCUACUUCAAUGAUACCAAAGAAAAGUUAUUGAAAGAGAUUAUUAUUUACUUUACAUAUCUAUUUAAUAUAUGUUUAUUUAGAACUUUCCGUGUUCUUGUAAAAACAUGUUUCUCAUUAAAUUCUGAAACAAAUCUUUUUUGACAAAAA